UUCAGCAACUUUGAAGACAAGAGCAUCUUCACGGAAUCGAAGACCAAGGACUUCUCCUUGCCGGGGAAUUGGCAGACGGUGGAGUUUGAAGGAAUUUUGAGAGUAGCGUCAACCCACAGGAAGAAAACGAGGAAACUGCGAGGCCACGUGAGUCACGGCCACGGCAGAAUCGGAAAGCACAGGAAGCAUCCUGGUGGGAGAGGAAAUGCUGGGGGUCAGCAUCACCAUAGGAUCAACUUUGACAAGUACCAUCCAGGUUACUUUGGAAAGGUACAAACAUCUUCAAUGUUUCCAAAAAUGACUAAAUGUAUAAAU
Darwinula stevensoni is the source of this 315-nucleotide messenger RNA. Lineage: Eukaryota; Metazoa; Arthropoda; Ostracoda; Podocopida; Darwinulidae. The record is from the annotation of a GenBank genome assembly.